Messenger RNA from Papaver somniferum (opium poppy), 1890 nucleotides. RefSeq names its product transcription factor HBP-1b(c38)-like. The transcript has 11 exons. Gene Ontology annotation, molecular function: DNA-binding transcription factor activity; sequence-specific DNA binding. Bases 168 to 1508 code for a protein of 446 amino acids. The record is from RefSeq and is a predicted model, not a curated record. Gene Ontology annotation, biological process: regulation of DNA-templated transcription; DNA-templated transcription. Lineage: Eukaryota; Viridiplantae; Streptophyta; Magnoliopsida; Ranunculales; Papaveraceae.
UCGUUUAUUUUGUUUUCAACAACAAGCAACAUCAUUAAUGGAGGAUUAAUAGUGAUAUGUGUAAUGAGUAUAUGAACUUAGUUGUUUAGAGACAAAAAAAGAAACAGAAAAGUGAGGAGGAAAGACAAAACAUUUCCCGUGACUAUCAAAACAGAAAGACAAUAGUAAUGCAGAGCUUCACAGUAAUCAGAGGAGAUGAGAGUAGUCGUCUGAACCAACCAAGGUUUUCCGAUCUUGGAGAGCUUGAACAAUCCAAUGGGUUUCAUCAUAAUGAUUAUAUAAAUAUGCCUCACUCAAAUCCUUCUUUUAGUUUGAAAUCAACUAGUUCUGUUGUUGCUGCUUCUUUACAGAUUCCAGGGUUUAACUCGAACAUUAAUACUUCUGAAAUUUAUUCUCCGAGGAAUAAUGGAGUUGAUUCAAGGCCGUAUUUUCAGAAAGGAAACAGUAAUAACGUUCAGGCUCUUGCUCCAUUAGGAAAUGGGCAUUUUGAAAAUUGGGGAGAAUCUACAGGAAUAAUGCCUGAUACAAGUCAACAUACUGAUACAUCCACAGAUACUGAUGACCAUAAAAAUCAGUUUCCAGGCGUUUGUGAAGGAGGUACAUCUGUGGAUUCCAUGGAUAGAUUAAACGGAAAGCUGGGAGACCAAAAGUCACUGCGAAGACUUGCUCAAAACCGUGAAGCUGCAAGGAAAAGUCGCUUAAGGAAGAAGGCCUAUGUUCAGCAAUUAGAAAGUAGCCGAAUAAAGCUUAACCAACUUGAGCAAGAGCUUCAAAGAGCACGACAACAGGGUAUAUUUAUUGCAAGUGGAUCUUUAGCUGAACAAGGUCAUUUAACUGGUGGAAAAGGGAACUUAGCGUUCGAUAUGGAGUAUGCCAGGUGGCUAGAUGAACAUCAACGGCAGAUCAAUGACCUGAGAACGGCCGUGAAAUCUAAUGUGGGGGAUAAUGAGCUUCGGCUUCUUGUUGACGGUGUGAUGUCACAUUACGAUGAAAUUUUCCAGCUAAAGACCACUGCUACAAAAUCAGAUGUAUUCCACAUGCUUUCGGGCAUGUGGAAGACACCUGCAGAACGUUUUUUCAUGUGGUUAGGAGGUUUUCGCUCUUCUGAACUUCUUAAGAUUCUUGGGAACCACCUUGAACCCUUGACAGAUCAACAGUUAAUGGGCAUCUGUAAUCUCCAGCAAUCCUCUCAACAGGCUGAGGAUGCUUUGUCUCAAGGGAUGGAAGCUUUGCAACAAUCUUUGUCAGAAACCCUCUCGGCUGGUUCGCUGGGUCCUGGUUCUGGAAAUGUAGCGGACUACAUGGGCCAGAUGGCAAUCGCAAUGGGAAAAUUGGGAACUCUGGAAAACUUCCUUAAUCAGGCUGAUCUUCUGCGACAACAAACUUUACAACAAAUGCAUCGGAUAUUGACUACACGACAAGCAGCCCGUGCAUUUUUAGUCAUUAAUGAUUACUUCUCUCGUUUACGAGCACUCAGUUCAUUAUGGUUGGCACGGCCCAGGGAUUAAUCAAAGGCUCUUUUUCAACAGUUGUUUUCCACGUUGUUCAUAGGAAACAGUAGUUAUAGUUAGCAAAAAUGCUACGGACUGUUAAGGUUGGAAUAUAUGUUAUUGAUCACUUCUAGUUAACAGAUUCUCAUUUCUUGUAGUAAGAGUUAGCAAAGAAAGGAUAUGUGGCUAGGUUGUACUUUGUAGGUAGGUGUAUUCUACUGUUCUGAUAAUGGGUAACCGAUCCUAAUCCAUAUUGUGUAACUUAUAGUGGUCAUCUGUAUAAUUCUAGAUUUUGCACUUAGAAAUAGGCACCUGUCUUUGUCUUGGUAAUGAUGAGUCCGGGGGAAUUGUGUGCAAGUGCAAAUGACUCAUGUUUACAUAUUCUCUUAAUAUCAAGAUG